AUGAGGAGGGAAUAAAGUUACAGAAGUUGCUGCUCCUCCCACAGCCAAGAAGAUCCUCCUUUAUAGCUCCAAGCUGCUUCUACUGUAAGUGCAUACGCACACGCGCGCACACACACACAUACACACAGAGUCAGGCAGUAGGGGCUGUCUGACAAAAUCAGGAUAUGACAUCAUUCACAGGAAGAAAAGCCAAACAACUUUUCUCUCUGCUUAUCGAGUCUUAUUUGUUUUCAGACUGCUCAGGUUUUCUGAUGAGUUACUGAGACCAAACUCUUCAGACAGCGGUGCAAUCCGUGUCCUCUGGCUGCGAACUGGAGGCAGAGAUUUUCUCCUGAGCUUUCCCAUAGUUCCCCACAGCAUUCCAAGCAUUCAGGACGGGACUUGAGCCAGCAUCACCAGUUGAUGAAACAGGAGACUUCAUCUCAUCUAUCCUGACGUUUCUGCUGGAGAUUCUACUAUUUGCACAAGCUGUAGAAGCAUGGCUCUCUGCCUUGGUCAAGUGUUCAGCAAAGACAAGACGUUCAGGCCUCGGAAGCGCUUCGAGCCUGGCACGCAGAGGUUCGAGCUGUAUAAGAGAGCCCAGGCAUCACUGAAGUCAGGCUUGGACCUCAGGAAGGUGGUUCAGCUGCCUGAUGGAGAGAACAUUAAUGACUGGAUUGCUGUGCAUGUGGUAGAUUUCUUUAACCGCAUCAACCUGAUCUAUGGAACAGUUAGCGAAUUCUGCACAGAGAGAAGCUGCCCUGUCAUGUCUGGAGGCCCUCGCUAUGAGUACAGAUGGCAGGAUGGAGACCAUUACAAGAAGCCCACCAAACUCCCAGCCCUCCAGUAUAUGAACCUGCUGAUGGACUGGAUUGAAUCGCUCAUCAACAAUGAGAAUAUCUUCCCUACACGCAUAGGGGUUCCUUUUCCGAAGAACUUCCAGCAGGUCUGUAAAAAGAUUCUAAGUCGGCUCUUCCGUGUGUUUGUGCACGUUUACAUCCACCACUUUGACAGCGUCUGCAACAUGGGAGCUGAGGCUCAUGUCAACACCUGCUACAAACACUAUUACUACUUCAUCUCUGAGUUUAGUCUCAUUGAACACUCCGAACUGGAGCCACUGAGAGCCAUGACAGAGAGAAUCUGUAACUGAAGCAGGUGGACAGUGAAGUAACACCUAAAAGCAGACUGCCGAUGUUCAAACACCAAUGGUCCAAGCAUCUCGUAUUCUUAAAUCUUCAUUUUUAAUAUAUUUGACCUAAGGUUCGCCUUGUUGUAUUAGGAUAUUAUCCUACUAAAUGAGCCUAAGUAGAGCUGUAGCUGACUUGAUAUUCCCAAAAAAUGUGGGGGUUUUUUUAUGGUUAAAAUAUGCUAUAUGAGCCAAUAUCCUAAUAUGUCUUUUUUUUUUUUUUUUUUUUUUUUUUUUUUUACACAUCAGACUGCAAAAGAACCUUAAAAUAUAUAGGAUCAUAAAAUAGUUGCCCAUUUUUUUCACUUUUAUUCACUGUUUAAAACUACAAAAUGUCAGCCAGUGUCUGAAAACUUUUAUACACUCUAUAUGUGAAAGCUAAAUGAAGUUUUUAUGCAGCAUGUUUACAUGUCUAAGAUUUGAAAUCUGACUCGAAAAUAUUCAGUGUUAUCAUGUUUGCCCCUGAGGAGUAUACUGGCUUAUCCUUUGUGUUUCUGAAACUGUGCUGGGGCAUGUUAAACGCUCGGGCAGCUUGAAACAUGACAUUCUUGUUCAGUCUAAUACAAAUACCACUGCCAAUGUGGUAUUUAA
Molecule: messenger RNA, 1756 nt
Organism: Ictalurus furcatus (blue catfish)
Lineage: Eukaryota; Metazoa; Chordata; Actinopteri; Siluriformes; Ictaluridae
Gene: mob3c
Product: MOB kinase activator 3C
Exons: 4
Coding region: 479-1129 (216 amino acids)
Biological process (GO): positive regulation of protein phosphorylation; signal transduction
Cellular component (GO): nucleus; cytoplasm
Molecular function (GO): protein kinase activator activity
Source: RefSeq, a predicted model, not a curated record